Messenger RNA from Tigriopus californicus, 730 nucleotides. RefSeq lists its product as uncharacterized. The record is from RefSeq and is a predicted model, not a curated record. NCBI's taxonomy places the organism in Eukaryota, Metazoa, Arthropoda, Copepoda, Harpacticoida, Harpacticidae.
GUAGACUUCAGAUCAGCUUGAGUCCUCCCUUCAAAAGACAUCUUGAAGACAGGCAAGGAUUAGUGGCCCACCCUAAACAAAUCCAACACUUCAGCUACUUCGAUACUUCACGCUCAUGGCUUUUGCAAGUCCACCAUCGUCUGUAACCCAGAAAUCCAGAAAAUGGCCGUGUUUUCCCUUUUCAAUAUCGUUUCCUUCGACAAUGGACCAUGUCCCAGUUCAAGCUCCGUUGGCAGUGGAAAUAAUGGGAAUCGAAAUGGCACAUGUUACGCAACCAAUGAAUGCCUCCAAAGGGGAGGGAGUGCCUCAGGAAAUUGUGCAGCAGGUUUCGGUGUCUGUUGUGUUUUCUAUUUAUCGUCAGGUGGAACAACAUCUCAAAACUGCACUUAUCUUCGAAAUGACAAUUUCCCGUCUGGAUUAACGGGAACCAAUGGGCAGAGCUUUACCAUCAACAAGUGUUCUUGCGAUGUUUGUUAUUUGAGAUUGGACUUUUUGACCUUCUCUCUCCUUGGUAUGGUUGAUAGCUUAGAAAUAAUGGGGGGGACUUGCCAGGACUCCCUUAAAGUAACAUCGAGUUCCAAUGAGCCCAUCCCAGAAAUUUGUGGACAAAAUUCUGGGCAGCGGAUGCUCAGGGAAUGCCAAAUUGGAUUUUUCCUUCACUGGCGCUGCAUCAACGAGAAUUUUUGAGAUUAAGGCAACUCAGGUUAAAUGCGGGUCUCAAUCCACGUAA